AUGAGUCAACCCCUUGACCGUCGUGUCUAUGACCAAUACAUGAGUCUUGAUACAGGUGAUGCGACACUUGCUGAAUACGUAUGGAUUGGUGGUUCAGGUCAGGAUCUACGCUGUAAGACCAAGACAUUGACCAAAGAAGUAAAUUCAUUGGCUGAUCUACCAAUCUGGAAUUUUGAUGGAUCAAGCACUGGUCAAGCACCUGGUGAAGAUUCCGAGGUUUUAUUGCGUCCUGUAGCUGUCUUUAAGGACCCCUUUCGUCGUGGAAAACACAUUCUAGUGCUUUGUGAGUGUCUAAAGCCUGAUAUGACACCGAUCGCCAAUAACACACGCGCUGAUGCUGCUCGCGUCAUGGAAGCCGCUGAGGCGGAAGUACCAUGGUUUGGCAUUGAACAGGAGUAUACACUGUUUGAAAAGGACGGUGUGACACCAUAUGGCUGGCCCAAGGGUGGUUUUCCUGGUCCACAGGGUCCAUAUUACUGUGGUGCCGGUGCUCACUCUGUUUUUGGUCGUUUGAUUGUGGACGCCCAUUAUCGUGCUUCACUAUACGCUGGUAUUAAUAUCUCUGGUAUUAAUGCGGAAGUAAUGCCUGGACAGUGGGAAUAUCAAGUGGGUCCAUGCACAGGUAUUGAGUCAGGUGAUCACUUGUGGAUGUCUCGUUAUAUUCUACUGCGUGUAUGCGAGGACUUUGGUGUCAAUGUAUCGUGGGACCCCAAACCAAUUCCAGGAGACUGGAAUGGUGCUGGGUGUCACACAAACUACUCAACAAAGGCAAUGCGUGAGGAGGGAGGAAUGACUCAGAUCAUUGAGGCUAUUGAGAAGAUGAAACUCAAACACAAGGAGCACAUUGCAGCGUAUGGCACGGGCAACGAACGUCGUCUCACGGGUCGCCACGAGACGGCCAGCAUGGACACGUUCUCGUAUGGCGUCGCCAAUCGUGGUGCAUCAAUCCGCAUCCCUCGCGUGGCGGAGGCCGAAGGCAAGGGCUACUUCGAAGAUCGUCGCCCGGCGUCCAACAUGGACCCCGUAAAGAAGCCAUUAGAUGUGAUGCUAUCUUCGUCUUCGUCAGUCAGUGACUUUGUACAAGAUUUGUAG
This is a messenger RNA of Peronospora belbahrii, 1092 nucleotides long. The record is from the annotation of a GenBank genome assembly. NCBI's taxonomy places the organism in Eukaryota, Oomycota, Peronosporomycetes, Peronosporales, Peronosporaceae.